AUGCCACAACGACCGAAGCGACCGAACAGAGCUAGGGGCGAGAAAAGCACACUCUGGCUCGUGUUCCUUUGGAGCGGUUUUUUUGGCGUUCUCGCGGCUGUUUGGCGAGCGAUCAUUGCCCCAAGCGGACCUUUUUCUAUCCGCACGUGGUUCCAUAUUUGUGUCGACGUGGCUCGGGCUCGUCUCGCGGCCCCGUCGUGGAACGUCAGGCCGCUGGAACAGGUUACGGAACGUGCAGUUGCUAUAGUAACCGGGGGUAACUCAGGUAUCGGCUUCGAAACUGCACGCGGCCUCUGGCUGGCAGGCUACAACGUCAUCCUGGCGUGCAGAAGUGAAAAUCGUGGCCAAGAGGCCUGUAAACAAAUACUGGAGACGGAAAGGCACCCAUCGGCUUCGGCGAAGCGUGGUACGCUGACGGUGCUCCCGUUGGACCUGAGCGAGCUGUCCUCUGUUGUGGCGUUCGUAGAGCGCUAUCAUCAGCGCUGGAAGACUUUGGACCUCUUGGUACUGAAUGCAGGCAUCAUGUCACCUUUUCGCUACGAGGAAACAGCCCAAGGUUACGAGGCACACCUUGGUGUGAAUCAUUUGGCACAGUACUUGCUGGUGCGUCUCUUGAUGGAUAUGCUGGAGCAGCGUCGAGGUCGUGUGGUGCUUGUCAGCAGUAUUCUCGCGCUGCUCGCGGAUGACCUGAGCUGGCACGGUCCACAGUGGUCGAGGCAAGGUCAGUGGCCCUUCAUGGCCUAUGGAUGGAGCAAGGCGUACAAUUAUAUGCUCUCGCUGGAACUGCAGCGGCGAGGUCUGGAUGCUCGGUGUGUGCAUCCCGGUGAGGUUCGCACCGAGGUCGUCCGGCGACUUCCUUCUUGGGUCCAACGUGCCUAUACCUGGAUCGGAUCGUUUGUGCUUCGUACACCUGCUGAGGGUGCUGCGACUGUCCUGUUCGCUUGCUUUGCACCAUUAGCGGACGACGCCGAUGAAAGGGCUGUAUCGACACCGUCCAAGAGUGCACGGACUCCGUCGGGGAACCAGUCAGAGCAGGAGGUCACUGCCUUGACGGUUGCUCAGCGUGAGGCGCUCAUUCUUGAUGCUGGCACCCGGUUUCUCGCGAUGCCGCUGUGGAUGCGUGCCCCAGCGAAUACACAGCAGCUGUGGAUGCUCUCGGAACACGCUGUUGAGCCGUACUUGCGUACAUCGACAGGUUCCUGA
Cyanidioschyzon merolae strain 10D is the source of this 1203-nucleotide messenger RNA. RefSeq names its product similar to androgen-regulated short-chain dehydrogenase/reductase 1. The record is from RefSeq and is a predicted model, not a curated record. The transcript has a single exon. The coding region runs from base 1 to 1203 and encodes 400 amino acids. Lineage: Eukaryota; Rhodophyta; Bangiophyceae; Cyanidiales; Cyanidiaceae.